AUGGCGGCCACUCAACAGCACGCACAACGGGAGCAAGCCCGCGAGCACCUGGCCAUCCUCAGGUCACGGAUGCAGUUCAGGAACGACCGUGCGGGCGCAGCCCGCUGGCAGGAGCUGAAGAAGAAGAUCAACGAGAGCAUCGAGCAAGUAUUCGCGGAGGGCGCUCACAGGAACAACACCCUUGACGCAGCACCAUCCGUGUCUCUCGACAAGACGAUCGUCAUUCGGUGCGACCUCACUGUUGGUGAAGUCCACCAGACCGUCUUUGUCUGCGUUGAACACGGCGCUCAACUCGAGCAAGCUGCGGUUGAAUGGGCGAAGAUUUGUCACGGCAGGAACUAUGAGCGCGAACGGCUGCUUCCAGAGUCUGAACUUAGUCCCUUCCACUUGGAAGGUACACACUUCCUACGGACCGAUACGGCUUUGCAGGUUGGUUUCAAGAACGGUUCGUUUAUCAAGCUCCUGUUGGUCUGA
Aplosporella prunicola CBS 121167 is the source of this 474-nucleotide messenger RNA. RefSeq lists its product as uncharacterized. Bases 1 to 474 code for a protein of 157 amino acids. The record is from RefSeq and is a predicted model, not a curated record. The transcript is spliced from 3 exons. Lineage: Eukaryota; Fungi; Ascomycota; Dothideomycetes; Botryosphaeriales; Aplosporellaceae.